Triticum dicoccoides is the source of this 2492-nucleotide messenger RNA. RefSeq lists its product as uncharacterized. The coding region runs from base 557 to 2293 and encodes 578 amino acids. The record is from RefSeq and is a predicted model, not a curated record. The transcript is spliced from 4 exons. Lineage: Eukaryota; Viridiplantae; Streptophyta; Magnoliopsida; Poales; Poaceae.
CCCGACCCGACCCGACCGAGCUCGCUCUUGAUCUCGCUGACAGGCCAUGGCGGCACUCGUUCCUCCCGACUGCUCCCCUCCCCCUCUAGUACCCCUGCUCCACUGACCGCGCCGCGGCCCUUCUCUGCCGACCGUGCCGCGCCCCUGUCCCGGCUCGCCCCCGCGACCUCGUAGUCGACCGCCGGCGCAUCCAUCUCCGCCGACCGCGCCACGCCGCUGCUCCUCCGACCGCGCCGCGCCCCUGUCCCCUCGACGUCGACUUCAACCGCGGCGGCACGCGUGCCCCUACUCCGCUGGCCGAGUAAGGACCGGCGGCGCGCGUCGAGAGCCUUUCUUCUGGCAGUUGUCUUUCUGACUCACAAGUUCGCCUGCUUGAUUGCUGGUUGCAUUGAAGUUGGGGUUAUCAAUCCCUAUCCUGCAAACGAUGCAUUGCUGUACCCUCUGCUCUGGAACUGAAGGAGACAUGCAAGGGGCAUAUAUCAUAUAUGUGUCUUUCUUGGAACGUGGAGGUCAGACUUUAGAAGGCACUUGCCUGCACUAUUAAAAUCCUUGUGCGAUGAACAAGAAACCGAAAACAUCUUCUGGGGAGCGAGUUCACUUGAGUUCCUCUAUGGACAUGUCUUCUGUGUCACAGCUAGAACAAUCGAAACCCUUAAUGGAGGCAGAUGUUCAGUUCGAUUCUUGGGCAGAAAAAGCAAUACGCAAUUUCAUCUUUGAAGUUGGACUUGGGCCUCGUUUUGUCUACUUGACAUCUUUCAAGGAGAUGCUUCAAACUGUUCACAAUAGGGAUGUUGAAAUUCCUACAUAUGAAUCCAUGCUACGGGAGGAACUAAAAGAAACUCAGCACCGGGCAAUGCAACUCAAGCAAGAAUGGAAAAAAAGUGGUUGCAGUAUAAUUAUGGAUAGUUGGAAGAGCCAAUGUGGUACAAAAAGCUUCAUAAGUGUUUUGGUGCAUUGCAGCAAAGGUAUGUAUUUCCUCAGAUCAAUCGAUGUCUCUGGAAUCCUCGAGGACAUGGAUGAGCUAGUUUCAGUGUUUUCUCGUGUGGUUGAUGAUGUUGGUGCCCGCAACAUAGUUCAAGUUAUCAGAAAUGAUGUGUCACCACAUAUGCGAAUGGCAUGGCAUUAUGUGCAAAAGGAACAUGACCAUUCAUUCUUCGUCCCACUGUGUGCUGACUUUUGCAUCAACCUUCUGCUUGAGAAAAUUGCAGCAUUUGAUCACGUCAGUGAGGUUCUAAGGAAGGCAAAGGAAAUAACAAGGUUUAUAUAUGGCAAUGUGCUGGCAUAUGAACUGGUAGGGCGGUAUAUUGAUGACGGUGAGAUCCUGAGCAAUUCUUGUUUCAAAUCUGUUGCAGAGUUCAUCACAUUAGAUAGGUUAGUUUCUAUGAGAGAAAAUCUAGUUGAGAUGUUUAGCUCACCUGAAUGGGUUUCCUCUGAUCGGUCUACUAGAAUGUUUAACCCACUUGAUUGGAUUUCCUCUGGUUUCUCUACUACUACAAGUUUGUUCAGGCAUAUCUGUGGCAUAGUAAAGACAGAUGAUGCAUUUUGGUGUGCUGCUGCUGAUGUUUUGAAGAUUACAAAACCAUUUAUCAAUGUGUUGCUUAAACUAGAAUCUGAGGACUGUCCAAUGGGUAUCUUGUAUGACACCAUGGCAAGUGCAAAAGACAUAAUGCACAAUCUUGGAGGUAAAUAUGGUGAUAUUUUGCAUUGGGUUGACGAGAUAUGGUAUGGUUACUUGCAUACCCCACUCCAUGCUGCUGGUCAUAUGCUAAACCCAAGGGUCUUUUACAAAGAUCCUUCCUGUGAUGAUCCUGAGCUCAGCGGUCGUAUUGAGGCCUGCACAACCGCAAUUGCAAAAGGCCAUUAUGAUCCAGGGAGACUGAAAGCGCAAAUUGAAGUAUAUAAAGGAAGAUCAGGUUCUUUUGGUUCAGAUUCAGCAAUUCAGCAAAUAGUGGGGACACCACAAGUUGUUUGGUGGUCAGCGCAUGGGACAGGCAUGCCUGAGCUGCAGAGCUUUGCCACUCGGGUCUUAUGCCAAACAUGCUUUGGCGCUAAAAGAUACAACAUCAGCAGGCAGGUAUCAGAGGAGGCGCAUGAGACGAGGGGAGCUGAUCUCGAAGAGCUGUACCGUGGGCUGGAGUACGUCCACUACAACAGGCGUUUCGCCAGCGCUGCACCACUCAUAGGCGGUCUUUCGGGGGAUCAGUGUGGUAAACCUGGCAGGAAGCUGGGGAGCGACUGGUUCCUGUAUCCGCGGCACCGACAGCAUAUCGUAAUCGGAUCAUCGAACACAUAGACAUAGCAAUUUUAUUCCUUCAACUUUCAUCAGUGCCGUGUGGGCACAGAUGUUGUGACAGAAUGCUUUUUUUUUUCCUUUACAUUCAGCCAUCAGAGCCGUGGCAGCAGAGAAACAUAUGGACCAAAUGUUGCAACAAAUAUAUACCUUAUCGGCAUCCCCAAAAUUAGUGUCACCGACAUGUUUCCUUGACUCUUGA